Castor canadensis (American beaver) is the source of this 701-nucleotide messenger RNA. RefSeq names its product methyltransferase 23, arginine (gene Mettl23). The record is from RefSeq and is a predicted model, not a curated record. Gene Ontology annotation, cellular component: cytoplasm; nucleus. Lineage: Eukaryota; Metazoa; Chordata; Mammalia; Rodentia; Castoridae.
ACGAGCGCGGUCUCCAAGGGCAUGUGGCCCCCGCCCAGCGCUUUCGGUUCUCGGGGGAGCCGGGCCCGGGAGCCGAGGAGACCGUGCUGGAGGUCCGCGUCCCGCAGGUCCUGCAUGUUCAAUAUGGAAUGUAUGUUUGGCCCUGUGCUGUGGUCUUGGCCCAGUACCUAUGGUGUCACAGAAGAUCUCUGCCAGGCAAGGCUGUCUUAGAGAUUGGAGCUGGAGUGAGCCUUCCAGGAGUCCUGGCUGCGAAAUGUGGUGCUAAAGUAAUACUGUCUGACAACUCAGAGCUGCCCCACUGUCUAGAGCUCUGUAAGCAAAGCUGCCACAUGAACAACCUGCCACAGGUGCAGGUUGUAGGACUGACCUGGGGCCACAUAUCUCAGGAUCUCCUAGCUUUACCACCACAAGACAUUAUUCUUGCAUCUGAUGUGUUCUUUGAGCCGGAAGACUUUGAAGACAUUUUAACAACAGUAUACUUUUUGAUGCAGAAGAACCCCAAGGUUCAACUGUGGUCUACAUACCAGGUUAGAAGUGCUGACUGGUCACUUGAAGCUUUGCUCUACAAAUGGGAUAUGAAAUGUGUCCACAUUCCUCUGGAGUCUUUUGAUGCGGAUAAGGAAAAUAUAGCAGAAUCUGCCCUUCCAGGGAGACACACUGUUGAAAUGCUGAUCAUCUCCUUUGCAAAGGACAGCCUCUGA